Messenger RNA from Cutaneotrichosporon cavernicola, 2853 nucleotides. RefSeq lists its product as uncharacterized. Gene Ontology annotation, cellular component: nucleus. Lineage: Eukaryota; Fungi; Basidiomycota; Tremellomycetes; Trichosporonales; Trichosporonaceae. The transcript is spliced from 5 exons. Gene Ontology annotation, molecular function: ATP binding; DNA ligase (ATP) activity; DNA binding. Gene Ontology annotation, biological process: DNA repair; DNA recombination; lagging strand elongation. The record is from RefSeq and is a predicted model, not a curated record. The coding region runs from base 1 to 2853 and encodes 950 amino acids.
AUGCCGCCGAAACAGCAGCCCAAGUCGCCAGCGAAACAGCGCACUAUCGCUUCGUUCUUCUCUCCUCCUCAGAAGCGGAAGGCCGAGGUCAUCGAGGUGUCCGACUCAGAUGACGAUGUCGUUGUCGUCGACGUAGUUGAGCCGCACAAGAAGCCGAGGUUAGGGAACGGACGGGCCGCGAUAGAGGAGGUACCUGCGAGGCAGAAUGGGAGCAGUAAUCAUCCGGUGGAGAAUGUGGACGAGGCGGAUGAGUCUGACGAGGCGAUGGCACGACGCCUCGCGGCGGAGUGGGAGGAGGAGGACCGGCCAAGCCAAGAGAUCAAGGUCGCGACCGACAAACCCGACAAACCGAUAGCCACACUUGAGGUCAAGACUGACCUUCUGAAGAGCCCCAAGCAACUACACCCCAUGUUCGCGCGAGCGCAGGAGGCUGGACCAUCGCGGCCUCGAGAAUCUAAGGCAAGGCCGGAGCCUGAAAUGAAGGUCAAGACAGAGCGUAAGCCGACAAUAACCGCCGCUCGCCCACAGCCUGUCGAUCCAAUCGACUUUGACACCGACUCCCUCCUCUUCCGCCCCGCCGAGGUCGACAUCUCGCGCUGGCCUGCCGGCAGACUGCCAUACUCCGUCCUCGUGGGCGUGUACGUGCAGGUGGCAGGUACGCGGUCACGUCUGACGAUCGUGCGGGUUCUUACCAAUUUCAUCCACCUCCUCCUGGCUAGGGCGCCGCUUGACCUUCCUCCAACCCUUUACCUUCUCUCAAACCAUCUCCGGCCAACGUACAUUCCCUGUGAGCUUGGGGUCGGGAGCAUGAUCCUCUCGCGUGCUAUAAAGGAUGUCUCGGGGCUCCAAUCGCGCGACCUCAAGCGUCUGUGGAACGUCUACGGCGACCCUGGCGACGUCGCGUACGAGGCCAAGGUCCACAUGCGCACACUCGUCGAGCCUGCCCCACUCGUCGUGCACGACCUGUACGAGCGCUUGCUCAGAAUGGCGGAUAUCCGUGGGCCACAGAGCGGGAAACUCAAGGGCGACGUCGUGCGUAAGCUCAUGGUGCAGGCGCGAGGGGACGAGGUACGAUAUCUCGUGCGCACGCUGAUUGGGAAUCUGCGGAUCGGUGCAGUGCGACUAACUCUCCUAACGGCCGUCGCUCGCGCAGCUGCGUUCUUCGCCAUUCCCGACGACGAGCUUGUCGUUAUCCCCAUUCCAGCGAAUGGGAAGAAGCCGGCAGAUCCAUCACGAGAGGCGGCCGAGGACAAGAGCGCGGCGGCUGUCCGCCUUGUGCGCCGCGUGUACGUUCGCCACCCGAACUAUGGAGAUCUCGUCCGCGGCAUCGAAGGAGGUGGGCUCGACGGACUUGAAGCUCGCGUGCCCCUCUCGGUCGGUAUCCCGAUCAGCCCGAUGCUGGGCAGCAUCACGCGGUCUAUCGAUGAGGUGUACGAGCGCCUGGGAAGCCUCCCUUUCACGGCCGAGGCGAAACUCGAUGGGCAGAGGCUGCAGAUGCACGUCCGGCGGGACGGGCCGCAGGGAGAAGAUGACGGCGGUGGGCGGUGGGUCGAGGGCGAGAAUGGGCGGGCUUGGGUCCGCUUGUUCAGUCGGCAUCUCGAAGACAUGACGGACAAGUACCCCGACGUCUGUGCCCGCGGCCUCGACCUCCUGUCCUCCAUCAAGAGAAAACGUUAUCCCUUCCCAUCGUGGGCCUCGACACCAACUCCCGAGGUCGCAGAGCUCCUCGAGACUGAAGAGGUGACCUCGCUCAUCGUCGACGCCGAGAUCGUUGCGAUUGACAAGGACACGGGUGCGCACCGCACCUUCCAGGAACUGACGAACCGCGCGCGCAAGGACGUGCGCGUCGAGGACAUCAAGGUCGUUGUCGAGGUGAACGCGUUCGACCUCAUGCUGCUGAACGACGUCCCGCUCCUUGCAUCACCUUUGAGUACCCGGCGACAUCUCAUGCGCGCUCUCUUGCCUCCGCGCCCAACAUCAGCCGAUCCAAUGCUCGCGCGUUGGACGCUGAUCGACGCGGUUGACUCUGUGGACUUGAAAAGCCCCGCCGACCUUCGCGCGUUCUUCGACAAGGUUGUGGAGCGCAAGGCUGAGGGCCUGAUGGUAAAGCUGCUGGAGAGCGGGGGUGCGCCGCUGGGAGCCGAGGUCGUCGAACCAGAGGACGCCGAGGAUGUAACGGAGGAGGAUGGCAAGGAGGAAAAGGCGGACGGCAAGGGGGCCAAAGGACGAAAGAAGCCUUUGCCCGCGACGUACGAACCGGACCAACGCUCGAUGGGCUGGCUCAAGGUCAAGAAGGACUACCUCGAGGGUCUCGGGGACAGCCUCGACCUGGUCCCCGUCGGAGCGUGGUGGGGCAUGGGUCGCAAAGCCGGCUGGUGGAGCCCUAUUCUUCUGGCCGCGCGGAAUCCCGAGACGGGUGUGCUCGAAGCGGUGUGCAAGUGUAUUUCCGGCUUCACCGACGCGUUCUACAAGGACCUCCUGGUACGCUACCCGCCCGACUCUGAUCCAGCCGUCUGCUCGACCCAGCCACUAGGCUACGUCGAGACCGGCGGACUCGUGCCAGACCGCUGGUUCCUCCCGCGUGAAGUGUGGGAGAUCCGCGGUGCGGAUAUCACUCUCUCGCCCGUCUACCCCGCCGCCGCGGGCUAUAUUGGUGGCGAGCGGGGUCUGAGUCUCCGGUUCCCACGGUUCAUUCGCGUGCGAGAGGAUAAGGACAUCGAGGAAGCGACGAGCGCCGAGGAGUUUGCGGAAAUGUUCAGGCGGCAGAUGGCUCCGGCUGCGCUGGGGCAGGAUGUGGCCAAGGUCGAGAGUGGAGAUGAAGGCGAAUUGGAGGAGGGUGAAGGUGGCGAGUAG